Molecule: messenger RNA, 1419 nt
Organism: Limulus polyphemus (Atlantic horseshoe crab)
Lineage: Eukaryota; Metazoa; Arthropoda; Merostomata; Xiphosura; Limulidae
Product: chromatin target of PRMT1 protein-like
Exons: 6
Coding region: 407-1111 (234 amino acids)
Source: RefSeq, a predicted model, not a curated record
CUUUUGACAAGUCUCGUAUCUACGCGUUGGAACUUAGAGUUAGUCUUAACUGUUAAAUUGCUUUGCAAUUUAUGUUGACUGAAAGUUAAACUUUUCCAUCGAAUAAGUCGCGCGCAAAAUCGGUAGAUUAACGUCAUCAUGGCAUCUAAUAUGGGAAAGAUUGUUCUGAAGAACUCAACGAAAAUGACACUUAAUGAACGACUUCAUGGUAUCAAGAGACAUGCUGAACAAGUAUUUUGUUUUUAUGAGUUUGACUUCUCAGUCAAAUGGGCUUCAUUUUGAACAGUGAUUAUCAACCUCCACAUUUCUCCCUUGAAGAUUCACUGCAUAUCAAGAACAUACACAGACAUCAGUUUCCUCUGUAAGACAAAAGGUGCAGCAACAGAGACAAGCAUCUGCAAAAAAUAUGCGUCUGGCUCAACAGAUGGCAAAUAGACCCAGUGUGAUGGCAGCCCUAAAACUGAAAAAGAGAAGUCUCAAUCUUAAACAGCGCCUUGGUUCACGGACAGAAUCAGGAGGGCCAGGUAGAACAAAUGUGAAAGCAAGAUUAAGUUUCGGUGCUACUAAAAGUGUUCAGCUUCAGAAUAGAUUUGGUACGAGCAGUGGAGGUCGUGGUAAAGUUUCAGCAAAUAGACCAGGUGUUAGGAAAUCCUUUGGAAGAGGUGGUGGAAGACAGCUAGGAACAUCUCCAAUGCUAAAGGCACGGCUUGGAAACCAAUCUGUUGGAGGACGGUGGAGAACUCCAACACAACAAACAUCUAACAGCCCAAAAAGGGGAGCACAGUGGAACAACCUCAGAAGUAGAGGAAAUAGAGGCUUCCAAACAAGAGGACGAAAUGUACAAGGAUAUAGAAGAGGAAGCAUGUAUAAUCAGCAGAGAAGGAAUUUCAGGCGGUUUAGACGUGGUGGAAGAGGGCAGAAUUUUAGAGGCAACAGAGGACGUGGUCAAGGAAGAGGUGUUGGACGUGGCCAAGGAAGAGGUGCCAACAAAAAAGACAACCUUCCAUCCAAACAAGAACUUGAUAAUCAGUUAGAUGAGUACAUGGCUAACACAAAAAAUGCCCUUGAUGCUGAACUGGAUGCCUAUAUGGCUAAGUAUGGCUUGGACUGAUUGAUAUAAAAUGAACAGCAGUUUUAUAAUCAUUGAUUUUAGAUGUGUAGCUUUGUUAGCCAAAAGUUUCUGGUUUUGACAGUAUCAUUUUACUGAAUUGAUCUUGACAGGAAGAUUUCACAUUCACAUCAGUCUGUAGUUCUGCUCAGACUUUGAUAGUUUUGUGUAUUUUGUGUUUGCAUGUAUUAGUUAUUACUUACCAUGUCACUGUACAUAGAUUGGAAAAAAACAAAUUUCAGCAGUGUGAUAACAUUUAUUGGUAUGACAGUGUUACACAAAAAUGUCAAUAAAAAUAUUCCAAUUUUUCA